AUGUAUUGUAAUUGUCAAUCCCAUCCUAUAAACGGUGGUAAUCGUUUAUAUGAAAUUUAUCCGACAUGGGAUAUCGGAUGGUUUCCUCAUUAUUCUAAUGAAAUUGAAAAUAUAAUUCGUUCUGAUAUUUAUUCUCGAUUGCAAUCAUUAGUUUUACCAGCUGCUUCAUCUAAAUUGACACAACUCAUAUUUCGUGGUGAAUUUCCUCGUUUGAAUAUAUGUCAUCUUGGUAGAUGCGAAUUAAUCAUUCUUCCAUUAUCGAUGACCAUUCCCUUACAAAAUCUUCGUCAAUUAACUAUCCGUACACGAAGACAAAAUGGUUGCCAAUUUGAAACAAUUUUAUUGGCUUGUUCUUCUUUAAUGCAUCUUGAUUUCUCAUGUGAUGAUGUUAUUCCUUCAUUUAUUUUUAUAAAUCAUUGUUUUCCAUCUAUGAAAUAUCUUCGACUUGGUCGUCUUAAAAAUUUAUUUUUUCACAAUGGUCAAUUCGAUUUUCUUCUCUCAAUCUUUCCAAAUCUUUUACAAUUUCAGUUAACUGCUAAUCAAUGUCGUGAAAAUGUUGAAACAAUCAAAUUUAGAGAAAUUGCGCAUUAUCUACGCCAUCGAUGUCCAUCACUGAAAAUAUUAGUUUUAUGUAUUUAUGCAAGGACAUAUGCGUUGGUCUUUUUCUAUAGAUAG
This is a messenger RNA of Rotaria sordida, 675 nucleotides long. NCBI's taxonomy places the organism in Eukaryota, Metazoa, Rotifera, Eurotatoria, Philodinida, Philodinidae. The record is from the annotation of a GenBank genome assembly.